Molecule: messenger RNA, 2106 nt
Organism: Diversispora eburnea
Lineage: Eukaryota; Fungi; Glomeromycota; Glomeromycetes; Diversisporales; Diversisporaceae
Source: the annotation of a GenBank genome assembly
AUGGCGGAAUCAAAAGAUUCUGUUAAUAUCGAAGAUAGUGAACAAAAGAGUAAUGAUCAUAAUAAUAUAAAUGUUUCAGAAAAAGGUUUUUCAAAGAGUUUGCAUGUUGGUGGUCAAAAAGUGUUAGUUGUAGAUCAUCAAAGUGAAAUGUUAAGUGGUGAAGGAGCUCUUUCUUGUUGUGUUAUUGGGUCGCCUGAACAUGUAGCUGCGUUAAGAGUAAAAAUCGAUGAAUUAAAAUUAAAUUCUGCUCGAUUAGAACAAGAACGUGCUGCUGCUAUUGAACGUUCUGAAAACGUAGGAAAUCAACUUGACAAACUUGUCAAUGAACUAAAAAAACUUGGUCAUGAAAAUACUGAUUCGAAUUCUGAACAAACAAUUCAUGCUACUGUGCAUACAUAUGGUCACUUACAAAAAUUGGAAAUUAUCGCUGAUGAUGAUGAAGAAGAAAUUAUUCAGAGUUAUGAUAGAUUAAUGAGAAAACCAAGAGUGAGACAGUAUUGGCAUAAAGGAACUUUGCAUCGAGAAGCAGACGAAAGACAUGCAAGUUAUACUGAAUUAUUUUUCGAUUUGAUAUUCGUGGCUGUGAUUAGGAAUUUGGGACAUACGUUAGUAUCAGAUAUUUCCGGAACAAAUUUAGAAAGAUUUAUUUUAACAUUUUAUCCCAUUUGGAGAAUCAAUCAGUUUUCUCCAUUUUUCAUUUCACAUCACAUAAUGGGAACUCAUGCAUCAGAUGUAGUUCAUUCAAAUUUUAUCUUCAUUAUAAGUUAUGUGAUCGUUCGUCUCUCAAUUGCAAUGUUAUACGUCGUGUACGCAAUUUGGAUACCAAUGUUCCGUACAGUUUUUAUCGCAGAAGUAUGGGGAAUUAUAAUACCAACUACAGUUUGGUUUAUUUCCAUUUUUUCAUCAUCAGAAAAUGUUAAUAUUGUUAUGUGGAUAGCUGUUUUAUUUGAUUUCUGUUGGCAAGUCUCCGUUCUACUUUAUCACCGAUAUUUUGCAAAAAAACCUGCAAAUCAUGUUCACACUCGAGAUUUCAAUCAAGUUGAUGCCCCAAACGAAUCAACCGAAAGUUCGUUCUCUUCUCCCACAAAAUCAAGUGGAAAUUUAUCGACUCCUCAUAAGGCAAUGAAAACAAGAGGUACCGAAUUUCAAUGGAAGUGGAUCGAUAUGUUUACCAUUUUAAAGCAAAGUGAAUACCGUACAGCAUUAAACAUUGAACAUUUUAGUGAACGAGUAGGAUUAUUUGCUAUUAUCGCUGUAGGUGAGAGUAUUCUUGGAGUAGUAUACGUGAGUACUAGUGAAUAUCCAGAUGGUCAACUUGCCAAGGCUAUAUUAGGUUUAAUAAUAGCAUACGGUAUACAUUGGAUAUAUUUUGAUGUUGAUGCAAGUAGACAAUUUCAGCAUGCAUUAAGAAGACACGUGCUUAGUGGAGUUUUGUUUGGUUAUGUUCAUUACCCUUUGCUCAUGUCGUUAAUUGCAUUUGGAAGUUCUCUUGGAAGCAUUAUGACAAUAAUAGAUUAUCUUGAUGAAGAAGAAAAUCAUGCUUCUGAUGUUGAAGAUUCAAAUAAUAGUAGUCAUUUAUUAUUUGGUCGGGAAGUAAGUUCAGAAAAUACUAUAACAAAAUUUCCGGAGUCCUUAGCAUGGUUAUUUUGUGCUUCUUUGGCUACUGCUAUGUAUUCCAUGGCGACAAUUGGAAUUUUACAUAAAGGUUUGGACUCUGUUAGUUUAAUGAGAAUUCCAAAGUAUCAACGAAUAACCAUACGAUUCGUAGUAGGCACAAUAUUUUUACUUCUACCUCUGGCGCAUCUCAAUACAUUAAAUUUGGUAGCUAUCGUUGCUUCACUUUCUAUCUUUUUAGUAGUAAUAGAAGCAUACGGAAGAUUAAUACGUGAUUCGCCAUUGGUUGGAAACUGUGAUGAAGAUAUUAUAGGAGGAAAAGGAGGAGCGGAUGAAACUAAUAGAUAUAUAAGAUGGCGAUGGGGAACUGCAGACUUGAGAAGACGGACAUGGUCACGAGGAUUUUUAAAAAGAACUAAGAAUGAAAAUGAAAAGAAUGGAACAGAUGAAAAGAAUAAUAAAAGUGGUGUCAUAAAUGAAAAGAUGAUGUAA